Messenger RNA from Acanthosepion pharaonis, 801 nucleotides. The record is from the annotation of a GenBank genome assembly. Lineage: Eukaryota; Metazoa; Mollusca; Cephalopoda; Sepiida; Sepiidae.
AUGGGAGAUUCCAGUAGUCUCUUUACUUUCUGGGAACCUUGUCUUUGGGCUCCUCCACUUAAUAUGCAAAUGUAUAGCCCACCCUCUCCUCUGCAGACUCCUUUCCCUACUUCCCUUCCCACAUUCACUACCAUUCACACACUUCUUCUCUCUUUAAUCGUCAUUAUUUCAUUUCUUUCUUAUUCUCUCUCUCUUUUUAUUUAUUUUUGUCUUUGUUCAGGUCUGUCUUUUAAUUUAUCUUUCCUUUCCACAGGUAUAUCUUCACUUCUGUUUAUAACACUGUCACUUUCUUUACUCCUUCUUAUCAAAGAUGUCACUAUCCAUCUGUCUAUAAAACCUGUCACCGUUAUAAUUCUUAUUUUGAUUUCUCUCCUUUUGAAUCUUUGUCAUUCUGUCAUCCCCACAUCCCCAGAUAAAACACUGUUAAACAUUUUCUAUUUUUUUCUUAUUUUCAUUUCUCUCUUUUUCACAUUUUUAAUUUCUCUUUUUCGCAAUUGUUAUUUCUCUCCUUUUUGCCCUUGUCUUUUGUCCCUCACUUUUUACAGUCACCAUUUAUCUCUAUUUUUUGUAAUUUUCAUUUCUCUCUUUUUCAUAAUUUUAAUUACUCUUUUUAGCAAUUGUCAUUUCUCUCUUAUUUGCAGUUGUAAUUGUACUCUUUUUUGCAAUUGUCUUUUGUCUCCACAUUCAUUAUUUCUCUCUCUUUUUUAUAAUUUAAAUUUCAGUCUUGUUUUUGUCAAUCAAUUUUACUGUCAUCAUUUCUCUCUCUUUUUUAUAAUUUUCAUUUCUCUCUCUUUUUUAUAA